Molecule: messenger RNA, 3496 nt
Organism: Clarias gariepinus (North African catfish)
Lineage: Eukaryota; Metazoa; Chordata; Actinopteri; Siluriformes; Clariidae
Exons: 14
Coding region: 320-1594 (424 amino acids)
Biological process (GO): regulation of RNA metabolic process; regulation of gene expression
Cellular component (GO): cytoplasm; nucleus
Molecular function (GO): mRNA binding
Source: RefSeq, a predicted model, not a curated record
AACAGUCAAGCUAGUCUCAGUUGGGCAGAGCUACGGGCACAUGGCCAUCUGUCUAUUCUCUGAAUACAGCUGACAACAAAGGAGGGCAAUUCUUCAUUACUGGACCAUACAGCCCCUGGACACUCACACACUCACUCACAUUGUUGGAGAAACAAGGCAAACAAGAGGAGAAAAGCAACUGACUGAUACCAACCUCCUGCCUCAAUCAGUCUAGCAGUUCGUCAAGAGUAAAAUGGCGACAGAGAGAGAGGUCUGCUUAAUUCAUAUCUCAUAGAGCCUGUCUGUCCAAGAUUGUAAAGUGCCCAGAUCAUCAAGAAGUAUGAAUGAGAAAGAGGUUGCUUUGUGGUCUGACGGAGGGCUAAAUGUCACCCUCACGAUCCGCCUACUAAUGCAUGGAAAGGAAGUGGGCAGCAUCAUUGGGAAGAAAGGGGAAACUGUCAAGAAAAUGAGAGAAGAGAGUGGAGCGCGAAUUAAUAUAUCCGAUGGCUCCAGCACAGAACGCAUCGUCACCAUCACUGGUGCCUCUGAGGUCAUCUUCAAAGCUUUUGCCAUGAUUGCGGAGAAGUUUGAGGAGGAUAUACUGGCCUGCAUGGUGAACAGCACAGUGGCAAGCAGACCGCCUGUCACGCUGCGCCUUGUGUUUCCUGCCAGUCAGUGUGGCUCACUUAUCGGCAAAGGAGGCUCCAAAAUCAAAGAGAUCAGAGAGACCACAGGUGCACAGGUGCAGGUAGCUGGAGACUUAUUGCCGGAAUCUACUGAAAGAGCAGUGACCAUCUCUGGCACCCCCAAUGCCAUCACGCAGUGUGUGAGACACAUCUGCACCAUCAUGUUGGAGUCACCGCCUAAAGGAGCAACAAUACCAUAUCGGCCCAAGCCAUCCUCUGGUGGCAAUUCCACAGUUUUAUCCCAACAACACAUAGCUCCUACUUUUGCCGUUCCAGCACAGUACACCAUUCCUCCCCAAGACUUGACCAAGCUUCACCAGUUGGCUAUGCAGCAUAUCCCCUUUACCUCCCUUGGGCAGAGCAACCCCACCUUCCCUGGUCUGGAUAUGUCAGUAUCACCAAGUACUCAUGAGCUGAGCAUACCUAAUGAGCUCAUAGGCUGCAUUAUUGGCAGACAAGGCGCUAAAAUCAAUGAAAUUCGCCAGAUGUCCGGAGCCCAAAUCAAGAUAGCCAGUGCCACAGAUGGCUCAGCAGUACGUCAUGUCACCAUUACUGGCUCCCCAGCCAGCAUCUGCCUGGCCCAAUACCUCAUCAGUGCCAGUUUAGAGAUGGCUAAACUCAGCAUCCAGGCUGCCUCUUCUUCCUCCAGCACUACCGUUGACCUCGGCCUGAGUUUCUCCCAGUCUGCCUCUCCUGCCUCUGUGUCUGCAGCUAUGCUGGCUGCUCCCUCGGCCAUUAAUGUCCACUCACCCCCGACCAUCCCUACUACCCACUAUGCUCUUCCAGUCUCCAGCCUGCUUGGCAUGAAAACUGUGCCUGUGCUGGCUGUGCACACUGCUGCCUCACCGGGUCUCGCACCCUACACCACAAAAAUCCCUGCCUCAACCAGCAUCAAAAAAUCUGAGCAUCAAAGGUUUGCCCCCUACUGAUCACCACUGACAAUCUUUCAUUUACAUGCUAUGUUUUCUGAGGCAUCUUUGGCAACUUUGGAGAUUUUGCCCUCUUUUGUGCAUUUCUGAACAGUACUAUGCAAAUGAACAGGACAUAAAUGACAUGCAUUUCACACUGCACUUCCUUUGGCAUUUCAUUAAGAAAUGUUUCAAUUAGUGAAAUCAAGCCAUAUUUUUUCUGACAUUCCCCCUCUUUUUAUAAUCAUAACCAAUGUAAUUAUAGUUACAGAAUGUUGGUUUUAAAGAUAGUCAGUUCCAUGCAGUUUUCAUUUAUGCAUAUAUACUUCCUGCCAAAAGAAGGGUUAAAUUAUUGGGCUGCCACUGGCAAAGAAAACAACUAAGGAGAUUUGAAGUUAUUAGAACUGGGUUAAGAAUCCUUCAACACAUUAUCAAAACCUGGAAGGAUAUUGUUGGACUUUCAACCUUGUGGUCAGAAAAGAAUCCUUAAUAGAGAUCACUUAAACACUUGAUGAAGUUGCAUGGUAAAAAACAAAAUCAACAGUGAAAAACAUAUCUAUAUUCAUAGUGCAAGUAAAAGCAUUUCCAUACACAGUGUGAACUCACAGGAUUAGUACUAAACAUUUAUGUGGCAAUAAGUAAACCACUGGUUAGGGAGACUAAUCAGAAAAAGUAUCCACUUUGCUAUGAACCAUAAAACAUUGGACUUUGGAGCUUUAAUUGGAAUUGUAAAAGGUCAUGCUUUUUGAUGUGUUCAGAUUGACCAUAUCCCAUAGUGAUGGGUGCAUCAGGGUAAGUAGGGAAGCAAGUGAAGUGAUACAGUCAUGCAUAGUGGCCAAUGUACAAGCCUCUGCGGGCAAUGAUAUGAUCUGUCGUCGCUUCAGUUGGUCCAAUCUAGGCUCAUCAAUGGUAUAGAAUUCAGCUGAUGACCUGAAUGUACUGAAUGAGCAGUUUAUCAAUAGAGUUGUUCUUCCCUGACGGCACAGGCAUAUUCCAGUACUUAAAUUGUGAACGAACUGGCCACUACUGUGUGUGCUGUAAUCAAAUCUAAAGAUGAUUGAAUAAAAUCUUAGAGCAUGUGACUUUUUUGCCCAGGCAGUGUACAUGAUCUUUUUAAACCAAUUCUUUUCUUUUUUUUUUUACUUAGUCUCAAAUAGUCAGAUUUAGUCUCUUGUAUUAAAUGUAUCAUCUGUGCGAAUUGUUUAAAAAACACAAUGUACAUUUGAAUUAAUAAAAAAAAAUAUUAGUCCCAUACUGUAGUAUGUAACUAUGCAACAUAUUUAUGGCUGUGGUGACGUGAGGAAGUAAGCUCUAUUGGCUUUGUGACUUGUACAGUACAUGGUAUUAUGGUUAUUUGUUAUUUUAUUGUUUAUUUUCUUUAUGCUUCUGUUGUUUUCAGUUAAAUGUAAACUCUUAGUUUUUCACCAAGGCUGUAAUGGAGCAGAGGUGGUAUGCAUCACUGGCAGAAAACGGGUAAUAUUUGUGUUCUAAGUAUUAUGAACCGUAGCAAUUUGCUGUAGUCCUUUGGUCCCGAUGGUGUACUUUUUUCUUUGGCUUUAUGUAGUAGUAGCUAGCCUGGGGCUUCUUUAGUCAUGUUGAAAUGCAGCAGCAUCUCAUUUUUCCUCUGAACUACUCCAAAGCCAUGCAUGAGUUUUUAGUAUUAUUCAUUAUAUGUAAAUUGACAAAAUGUAAUCUUUACUAAAGAACAAAAAUUGUACACAUUACUAAACUUUACUGAAAAAAAUAACUAUGACUAGUCUAUUUAUUGUUUUAUGUAUUUUCAUAAUCUCUAUUUGAUGUUUUUUAUGUGUUAGUUUUUUUUAUAAAAUUCCCCACCUAUUGCUUACUGUAUACAGUAAAUGUAGCACUAAACAAUGUGAAAAAUGUUAAAAACACAAUAUCAGUGCAGUACCUCAGACGUCC